UUAUUCCAUUAUAUUACUAAUCAAAGGAGGAAAUCUGUCCAGUACCAACACAUAUCAAGAGCUGGUCAGAAAAACCUAUGGUCGUGCAGGUUAUAUAAUUCUUUCAACUCUUCAGUUUUUAUAUCCAUUUAUUGCUAUGAUCAGUUACAACAUAAUAACAGGAGACACUUUAACCAAAGUUUUUCAGAGAAUUCCUGGAGUUGGGCUGGAUAACGUGCUUACUGACCGUCACUUCAUAAUUCUUCUUACCACCAUCAUCUUUACCUUACCCAUAUCUUUAUAUCAAGACAUAGCAAAAUUGGGAAAGAUAUCUCUUAUCUCUCUGAUUUUAACCGUUGUCAUCCUGAUAAUUGUGAUGGUGAGAACUGUAACCUUCAGUCCACAAGUACCCAAAUCAGAAAAUGCAUGGACAUUUGCAAAAUCAAAUGCAGUACAAGCCAUUGGGGUGAUGUCAUUUGCAUUCAUCUGCAACCAUAACAGCUUCUUAAUAUAUGGGUCUCUGGAAGAACCCACAUUAAAGAACUGGUCUCAAGUCACACAUGUGUCUGUCUCACUGGCUGUUGUAAUCAGUGUUGUGUUUGCUACAUGUGGAUAUAUGACUUUUACAGGAUACACAGAAGGAGACAUAUUUGAAAACUACUGUAGAGAUGACAACCUUGCUACAUUUGGAAGGUUUUGUUAUGGAGUUACUGUAAUUCUGACCUUCCCCCUUGAAUGCUUUGUGACCAGAGAGGUGAUUGCCAAUGUGUUUUUCCAUGGGAACCUCUCAACAGUUUUCCAUGUUGUUGUGACAGUAGUUAUCAUUGCUGUGGCGACUGGUGUAUCAUUAGUGUAUGAUUGCCUUGGAAUAGUUUUAGAGCUGAAUGGAGUUCUGAGUGCUACCCCACUUGUUUUUAUCAUCCCAUCAGCAUGUUAUCUAAGGCUGUCCAAGGAGCGAUGGAACCAUUCUGAUAACCUCAUAUCCAGCCUGAUUCUUGCUCUUGGUGUGCUAGUGAUGGCAGUUGGGUUUGUUAUGACUGUCUUGCACCCCCAGGAGUGUAGCCAUGGAAAAGAAAUGUUCUACUGCUUCCCUAGUAAUGUUUCUGUUCCCAACAGUACACUGCCACCAUAGGUACCACACCAGUCUCCAGACUAGAUCUCAGGUACAUCUCGCAGUGAGCCAUACAUGCCAGUUUAAAGGAGGGUGGAACAAACAGCUUAGUGCAUAUUUUGAUAUGCACUAAGAAUUUUAAACUGUGUAACUGUAUUUAUGUACUUGAUUUUAUGCUGCCAUCCUUUUCCAGGUAAGACUUGAGUUUUAACUGUUAAAACACAAAUUCUCAGAGGUGCCUUUCAGUAGACAUUACUUGAAUAACUUGCAAGCCUAAAAAAAAGGUUACAUUUUUUAACUUGGUCUGCAAUGCUGUUUAAAAGCUAUAAAUUAAAUGUUUUGGAAUGUAAACAA
Molecule: messenger RNA, 1444 nt
Organism: Pseudopipra pipra
Lineage: Eukaryota; Metazoa; Chordata; Aves; Passeriformes; Pipridae
Product: putative sodium-coupled neutral amino acid transporter 11
Exons: 9
Coding region: 137-1111 (324 amino acids)
Biological process (GO): amino acid transmembrane transport
Molecular function (GO): L-amino acid transmembrane transporter activity
Source: RefSeq, a predicted model, not a curated record